Messenger RNA from Symbiodinium natans, 634 nucleotides. The record is from the annotation of a GenBank genome assembly. NCBI's taxonomy places the organism in Eukaryota, Dinophyceae, Suessiales, Symbiodiniaceae.
GAGACACUGGUGUCUAUAGUGCAUACACUGAUAUGUACGACAGCAGGUACAAUGACUUGUGGAGCUACUCUGGCGGCGCAUGGACAGAGCUCAUAGAGUCAGGCAGCUUCACCCAACGACUUGACGGUGCCGCUGUGUGGGACGCAGCUACCCGCUCCAUUCUAGGAUUCGGCGGGCAAUAUUGGAAUGUGACCAACAUCUACCUUGACUCCAUCUUCUUGUACUCCAACAGCACCAACAGCUGGACGGAGUACACAGAAGUCGGACCCACAGCACGCUUCGACCAUGCACUCGCCUGGAAUCCGACUGCCAGGGAGCUGUACAUGUUUGGUGGGUGGAUGCACAGCAGUCUGGGGGAUGAACUGUGGUUGCUGGAACACAUCAAUGAACAGUACGACUUCGGCCCCUACCACUACCACUUCAGCUCCUACCACUUCAGCCCCUGCCACUACCACGUCAACCCCUGCCACUACCACGUCAGCCCCUGCCACUACCAUGUCAGCCCCUGCCGCUACCACUUCAGCCCCUGCCACUACCACUUCAGCCCUCGCCACUUCCACUACCACAACAUCACAAACAUCAAUGACCCCCUCCGGCGCCUCGUCCCAAGAAUUCAGUUACCAGUGCAGCACCG